AUGGGCUGUGUUUAACUCAAAAAACAUAGAAGUAACAAAUACUAACAAGAAUCACUACAAUGCUCUAAUAAAAACAUUGUCAUUGUUAAAAAUCAAAAAAAUACUAAAGAUUGCGCUACAGAUGCUGACCCACAAAUCAUCCGAUCUUUGAGCAACAUAUCUGAUGAGAAAAAGAUUGAAAAAAUCUGCUACUAGGUGGGGUCUUCCAAUUCAAGCAAGUAAACUGGAAUGGGAGAAAAUAGCAAGUAGGAAGAAUGCUGUAAAUCUCAUGUAUCUUUUAAAGCUGCUCCAAAAUAUCCUGUCACACUAGAGUAUGUUUUGGCCAGAAAGAGCUUUGUUGAAAACUAAAACAUUCCUUAAGAACAUCGUCUUAAUAUGUUCCCUGCUCCUAAACUGAAAGGUAUAGAAAAGAGCUCUCUAUAUUACAGAAGAAAGAGCACAGCUGCUGAGAUCAUGAGACACAAGAAAGUAGAUUACAGGGUAGUUCGCACAGGAGCUUAAUCAUAAAAGUUCUGA
Tetrahymena thermophila SB210 is the source of this 516-nucleotide messenger RNA. RefSeq lists its product as hypothetical. The transcript has a single exon. Lineage: Eukaryota; Ciliophora; Oligohymenophorea; Hymenostomatida; Tetrahymenidae. The record is from RefSeq and is a predicted model, not a curated record.